CGCGACUAAUUAAAGGAUGAAGGCAGCAGGCAACAAGAUGGAAGCCAGUACCUUCUUUGGUUAAUUUCGGCCGACAACUCCGGGUGUCCCUGGUUCUCCUCACUACCAAAUUCUUUCUCUCCUCUCCACGGUCGGCUGUGUGCACUCAAGUCUUAUUGUUGAAGUUGGAGAGAAAUGCGCGCCGUUGUUCAAAGGGUAGCAUCUGCCUCUGUAACCGUCGACAGUGAGACCGUCUCCCAAAUUUCACAAGGCUUGAUGGUUCUGGUUGGAAUAGGAAAAGAUGAUACUAUGGCAGAUGCGACGACUCUGAUCAACAAGAUCAUCAGAUUACGCGUCUUCGACGACACUGAGGGAAAAAUGUGGAAACGGAGCGUCAAGGACAUAGACGGCGACGUUUUAUGUGUAUCUCAGUUCACUCUUUUCGCAAACACAAACAAAGGAUAUAAGCCUGACUUUCAUCAUGCAAUGGCUUCAGAUUCGUCUCGAGAACUCUAUUCAUCGUUUCUCGAAAAGCUGAAAGAAGCAUAUAUACCGGAAAAGAUCAAAGACGGGAGAUUCGGCGCGAUGAUGAAUGUUUCGCUCACAAACGAGGGACCUGUAACCUUCACGAUAGACACCAGGAAGCUCGGGUAUGUCGAUGCUUAAUAUAGAAUGUCUAAUAACUCGAAUCACGGCAAAUACGAGCACACCCUCUGUUCAUCUUCUGUCACAAUAACGCCUUCGUUCGCCGAUCAGUCCAGAGGAAUAAUGUACUCUCUAACCGCAAUCAAGGUCCCCUUCGC
Marasmius oreades (fairy-ring Marasmius) is the source of this 782-nucleotide messenger RNA. RefSeq lists its product as uncharacterized. The transcript is spliced from 7 exons. Gene Ontology annotation, biological process: tRNA metabolic process. Bases 175 to 645 code for a protein of 156 amino acids. Gene Ontology annotation, molecular function: D-tyrosyl-tRNA(Tyr) deacylase activity. Lineage: Eukaryota; Fungi; Basidiomycota; Agaricomycetes; Agaricales; Marasmiaceae. The record is from RefSeq and is a predicted model, not a curated record. Gene Ontology annotation, cellular component: cytoplasm.